UGUGCUGGAGACGGCGAUGAAAUAUACAAGGUAUUCCCACCACAUGCAUAUAUAUCGAUAUGCGUUCUGGCGUGGGGAUGUCUCGCAUCCUUGCAAAGUGUCAGCACAGGUUUCGCAUCCAUGUUGAUCUUUAGAAUAUUGCUUGGAGUAUCCGAAGCAGCUUUCGGGCCAGGAGUUCCAUUUUACAUGUCUUUCUUCUUCAAAAGGAAUGAAUUGGCCUUUAGGACUGGACUGUUCAUCUCCGCUGCGCCUCUGGCUAGCAGUUUUGCAAGUGUGUUGGCAUUUGCUAUCGUGAAUUUCGGCAAGAACACUGCGAUCGAAAGCUGGCGACUCCUAUUCAUCAUCGAGGGGUUUCCUAGCAUUGUUGUCGCUGUGUGGGCUUGGUAUGUGAUACCAGAUUCUCCCUCAACUUCACCAUGGCUCUCGUCUAGAGAACGAAGAAUAGCCACUCUGCGUUUGAGGAAACAAACGAAUGCCUCUCAAGUCCACACAAGAGCGAAGAGAUUCGACUGGACUGCAGUGCGGAAUACUCUUUGCGAUCCAAAGAGCUACUUGACCGCUGGCUGCUUCUUUUCCUUGAAUGUAGCUUUCUCCUCGAUGCCGGUGUUUGCCCCGAUCAUUAUACAAAAUAUGGGAUACUCGGUCAUCCAAGCACAAGGCUUAGCUGCACCUCCACAUCUUUUCGCUUUUGUAGUGGUGCUCGUCACCUCGGUCAUCUCUGAUCGGCUGCAAUCUCGUUCUCUGCCCAUCAUCUUCCAUGCGCUUUCGGCCAUGGUCGGAUACAUGUUGCUCGCCCUGGCUCCCAGACUGCAUCUAUCCAUCAUAGCGCAAUAUCUGUGCCUCUUCCCUAUUACCGCAGGCUUCUUCAGCGCAGUCACGACUGUCAUCGUUUGGACUAUCAACAAUCAACAAAGCGAGGAAGGACGUGGAAGUAAUGUUGCAUUGCUGAAUAUCAUUGGUCAGUUGGGGCCUCUUGUUGGAACACGACUGUAUCCAGAUUCCGAUGCUCCGUUCUUUACCAAAGGACAUGGCUUGUGUGCUGGUUUUAUGGCAUUGGUGGCUGUGCUGGCUACAGUUCUGAGACUUCUACUAGUCAGAGCAAACACAUCUUUGCAUGUAGCUCGGCUCUCAUCGUCACCGCAAAAAGAUGAUGGUGCAGAUAGACCACUAGUAGGAGUUUCUGGUCCUGCAGUAGGCGGUUUUGCAUACAUGCUAUAAAAGUAUGCCAUCGGUCGAGUCAAACGAGAACGACACUGAAUUCUACACACACAUAUGCAAAAGUCUCGUUUACAAUCCAAGUCUCAACUGCCGGUUCGGCGCUU
Aureobasidium subglaciale EXF-2481 is the source of this 1322-nucleotide messenger RNA. RefSeq lists its product as uncharacterized. NCBI's taxonomy places the organism in Eukaryota, Fungi, Ascomycota, Dothideomycetes, Dothideales, Saccotheciaceae. Gene Ontology annotation, cellular component: membrane. The transcript has 3 exons. Gene Ontology annotation, molecular function: transmembrane transporter activity. Gene Ontology annotation, biological process: transmembrane transport. The record is from RefSeq and is a predicted model, not a curated record. Bases 121 to 1218 code for a protein of 365 amino acids.